CCUUGUGUCUUCUAAGCUUUAGCUCGUGCCGGGGAUGUGACCGGGACUGAGGGAGCCCCGUGAGCAUGGAGACCGUGGUGAUUGUUGCCAUAGGCGUGCUGGCCACCGUCUUCCUGGCCUCGUUUGCAGCCUUGGUGGUGGUUUGCAGGCAGCGUUACUGCCGGCCCCGGGACCUGCUGCAGCGCUACGAUUCCAAGCCCAUCGUGGACCUCAUCGGCGCCAUGGAGACCCAGUCUGAGCCCUCUGAGUUAGAACUGGACGACGUUGUCAUCACCAACCCCCACAUUGAGGCCAUCCUGGAGAAAGAAGAUUGGAUCGAGGAUGCCUCGGGUCUCAUGUCCCACUGCAUUGCCAUCUUGAAGAUCUGUCACACACUGACUGAAAAACUUGUUGCCAUGACAAUGGGCUCUGGGGCCAAGAUGAAGACGUCAGCCAGUGUCAGCGACAUCAUCGUGGUGGCCAAGCGGAUCAGUCCCAGAGUGGACGAUGUUGUGAAAUCGAUGUACCCUCCGCUGGACCCGAAACUCCUGGAUGCACGGACAACCGCCCUGCUUCUGUCUGUCAGUCAUCUGGUGCUGGUGACCAGGAAUGCCUGCCACCUGACUGGGGGCCUGGAUUGGGUUGACCAGUCGCUGUCAGCUGCUGAGGAGCACUUGGAAGUCCUUCGAGAAGCAGCCCUGGCUUCUGAGCCAGAGAAAGGCAAGGGAACCAAAGCCUAGAGAGAUCAAUGACUUCUGGAGUCUUGAAGAAUCAGAACGGGAAUUUCAGCUCCCCAGCUUGUGUUCAUCCCCACCACUCCUGCCCGCCAGGGGGCGGUGGGGGGGGAAAUCUACAGUGAGGGGAAGGAAACAGCAGUUAGAGUCAGUCCAUUCCUUCUGGUUCUACUAUGUUUCAUUUAAAAAAAAAAAAGAUGGUUCUGACCAAUAAGUUAAUUUCAUGGCCAAUAGUCAGUUACAACACAUAGGGUGAUGGAACAUGGGCAGUAAAAUGAGGGCUGGGGCAUGGGUGAGGUAUUCUCUCUCCAUCCAAAAUGACUUUAAUUUGUUCCGUUUUAAGUAAAACGUGCGUUUACGGGAAUAGUCACAAAAAUUUAUGGUGCAAAAUGGAAUAAUUAAUUUAUUACAUGAUUGAUUAGUCUGAGUCAUCUGUGGAGCAUCCACAUUGGACUAACCCUGGAGUAUAUUGGCAUGAAUAAAAAUAUAAUGCCUCUCUUGAGACACAUAUAACCUAAGGUGGAAAGAAACCCAUAAAGAGUGAUUUGCGAUACAAUACAGUAAGUGCUAAGUAAGGGAAUGCGUGGGUAACGAGAUCACAGAGCAGGGGCACCAAACCCUGCUCAGGAGAGUUUCCAGAAAGCCGGAUGCCUCAGAACUGUCCAGGAGGCGUAAGUGUUAGGUAGGAAGGGGACAGGGGACCCAGGAAGGGCAACUGUGCAGUGUGACCUUCCACACUGGGCACAUGUCAGGUGGGAGGUGAAGUGGUGGGAGAGGACGGUGGGGACUAGACCCAGGACUUUUCCUCCAGGUGGUAGGGAGCUAUUAAAAGUUGAAAAAGCUCUUAUUUUCUCUUGGAAAACUAUCAAAUAAUCUUCUGCACCCUCACCAGUCUUUAAUGUUAUCCUAAUUGGAUAGGUGCACAAUGACUUGGCAUUAUGUUAAUUUGCAUUAACCUGACUACUGGCGAAGUUAAACAUUUCUCAUGUGUUUAUUAGCUCUAUGUACUUAUUCAUGUCCUUUGCCCAUUUUUUCUACUGGGACUGUAAUAUGUUUCUUGUCGAUCUAUAUGAGCUCUUCAUAUAUUACAGAUAGCAACCCAUUUGUCAUAUCUAUGGCACAUAUUUUCCCCAGCCUUGUUAUUUGCGUUUUAGUUUUGUUUAGGAUGUUUCUGACGGCCAGCAGUUUUUAUUUUGGUGCAGUCAAAUGUAUUGAUUUUCUUUCCCUUGGUGAUGUCUUCCGUUGCUUUUAUGAUUAGAAAAUCCUCUCUCAUCCAGAGAUCAAAUAAAUAUCAUUGAAAUGUUUGGAG
Miniopterus natalensis is the source of this 2022-nucleotide messenger RNA. Lineage: Eukaryota; Metazoa; Chordata; Mammalia; Chiroptera; Miniopteridae. The record is from RefSeq and is a predicted model, not a curated record.